AUGUCUUCUGGCAUAAUCAUAAUCCUUGUGGCUGCAGCUACAUUUUUCAUCUACAGCCGUCGACGCAGUAGAUUACCACUACCCCCUGGGCCACCUUCAAGGCCCUUUGUCGGAAAUGCCCAUCAAAUUCUACCAAAGAACGAGCCUUGGCGGACGUAUGCAACAUGGGCUGAAACCUAUGGGCCCGUAUACUCCUUCCGCGUGCCUAACCGGCAGUUCAUAGUGCUCAGCUCCCUGAAAGCUGCUACUGAAUUGCUCGAUGCACGCGCCGCUACGUAUUCUGAUCGUCCGAAAAUAUGGAUGAUAGAACUUGCGAAGCGCAAUCUGAACCCGUUCAAUGUAUCUUUCAAUCACCCGUAUUUCAAGGCGUAUCGCACAGUCCUCAAGAACAGUCUGAGUACGCGUGCUAUACAAAAAUACCGGUCGGUGCAAACCGAAGAAUGCCGUGUGCUGCUUCACGCUCUGCACAAUGAUCCUGACCGUUUUGCUGAUCACAUCAGAAGAAACACAGCGGCCAUCUUCCUUAAUAUCGCAUAUGGCUGGAAGCUCGCCGAUAAUGAUGAUCAUUUAGUUAGUAUGCUGCAAGUAGCCUUUGACUCCAUUGCCACGCUAUGCCUGCCUGGCCGUUGGUGGGUCGAAGGAAUGCCAUUUUUGCGUUUCCUACCUUCAUGGUUUCCAGGGGCAGCUUUCAAGCGCGCGACCAUUGAACACGGGGAAAAGUUGAAUAGCCUUGACACAGUACCAUUUAACUGGACCAAACAGCAGAUACAAAGUGGCAGUUAUACACGUUCAUUCAUUUCAGAACAGCUGCUUCCAGAGGAUGGGUCCGAGGUCAGUGCUCAAAAGGAAGAUAUCACCAUGCGGUGUAGUCAGGUGAUCUAUUCAGGGGGAUGUGAUACCACAACAUCAUCCACAAAGUCUUUUAUUCUGGCGAUGGUACUCUACCCCGGGGUACAGAAACUUGCGCAGGCAGAGAUCGAUGCUGUCGUGGGUCAGGACAGAUUUCCUACGCUCGAGGACCGAGACAAGCUUCCGUAUAUCGGGGCGCUCACCUUAGAGCUUUUUCGCUGGGCACCCGUGACUCCACAAGGCCCCUUGCAUCACGCAAUGAGGGAAGACAUUUACGAAGGGUACCGUAUCCCCAAAGGUGCAGCAAUCAUCGCGAACCUUGUUUCCAUGUCGUGGAAUAAGGAAAUCCUGAGCGCUUUCCUCGGACCCUCACCUCAAUCAGACCCUCGCAAAUUCUUCUUUGGGUUCGGGCGCCGCAGAUGCCCUGGGUCGCAUAUUGCCGAAGCUACGUUGUACCUCAAUAUUUCUUGUAUCCUGGCUGCGGGGAGAAGUUCACACCUCUUCGAGAAUUCGAGAGUGCUGUGCAGGUUCAUCCCAAGGAACCAGGGUCUGUUGGCAACUCUCUCGCAAUAG
Molecule: messenger RNA, 1422 nt
Organism: Suillus bovinus
Lineage: Eukaryota; Fungi; Basidiomycota; Agaricomycetes; Boletales; Suillaceae
Product: cytochrome P450
Exons: 11
Coding region: 1-1422 (473 amino acids)
Molecular function (GO): heme binding; oxidoreductase activity, acting on paired donors, with incorporation or reduction of molecular oxygen; monooxygenase activity
Source: RefSeq, a predicted model, not a curated record